Messenger RNA from Ornithodoros turicata, 960 nucleotides. RefSeq lists its product as uncharacterized. The transcript is spliced from 4 exons. Lineage: Eukaryota; Metazoa; Arthropoda; Arachnida; Ixodida; Argasidae. The record is from RefSeq and is a predicted model, not a curated record. The coding region runs from base 104 to 409 and encodes 101 amino acids.
AAAAAAGUUUCACUGCAAGUUUGGACCCAGCCCGAUCGACCCAGUGCGCUGCUUUGAACGCUGGUCCCGAGACGCACCCAAGCACUUCGCACAGCCGACAGCUAUGGUUUCUCAAACAAGCACAGCUGCGUUGCUUCUGGCGCUUGCACUUGUGGCAUCCAUCUUGCUGCUAGGAGCCGAAGCCCGUUACCUGCCUACACGAAGUGACGACUCCCAAAAGGACCACAUCAGGGACGUCCUCAGGGGUAUAAUUGAGAAGGCAGACCUCGAGAAGUCUUCCGGCGGAUACCUCGGUGACGGCUACCCAAGGGGAGCUCUGCCCGUGGACGUCGGCGCAUACGGAUACAUGCCUCGGGGUCUGGGUGGAUUCGGCUCCGGCGCUCUCCUGCCCAGGGGACUCGGCGCGUGAUCCCACCCAACCACCCUUGCUGCCCCAGUUUCGAAUUUGUACCCCAGCGCAUCUACCAACCCCCCAACUUCUCUAUCUCUCACUAUCGGUUCCUACGCAGCCAAUCAUCGUUCACCUUUGCGCCUGUAUAAAACGCAGCCUGUUCCAAAAACGACCGGCCAGCCAGAUGAAAGCGUAGAGGUGUAAUAAAAAGGGAGCCUCUAGAGAACCUGAUUUCGAGAUGGAAGCUCUCCCGCCGCACAAGGGUCCUGGCCAGCUGACAUGUGUAAAAAAAAAAAAGUUAGUCUUAGAGAUAUCAGAAAGUACGUCAGUGACUCCAAUCAGCGUCGUCUGCUGUGACUUUGCAAGACAACUCACCAGUACACUUGACGCCUAAUUCGGGCACUGAAUGUACCUCUCGACAUCUUUAGAUUAGUACAUAUUUUUCCAGAGGGUAUGUGAACCUGCAAGAUAGCCGGCUGUAAAACUACUAUGUUGCUAUAAACCGGACGCGGUUUUGUCGACUCGCUUGAAAAGCUCUAGUCAAAUAAAGUAUGGUUUAUGAUAGCGUU